UGCGCUGUGGAAAUCCUCCGCUCUUUCAGGGGGUUCACGAAUUAAACGCACAAGUGGCGGGAGUUGUUGUCAAGUAGGAUCUGAUCGAAGUCACCACAUUGAACAAAGAUGGAUGCUAAAAGGCGGAAUAGCGGUCUGCCGAGGGGCGGGGCGUCCCAGGCCAAGCGUGGUAAAACUGCCGGGGAUUGGGAAGACAGCCCGUCCAUCUUCGAGGAGGAACUCGCCCUGUUCGAAGAAGCCGAUAUGGAGGCGGAGGAGAGGGAAGGACAGGCGGGGCAUGACGUCAUCCCUGUUGGUGAGCUGUUCUCUGCUGACCUCAACCCCCGAUGGCGUAGGCCGCAGGCCGCCCCUCUUAACCCGGACUCUGACACCCUGGUCUUCCAACAGAUUGACCUCGACUACUAUUUAGGGGCUGUUGUGGCUGGCAUGCCAGGUCAGUCUCAGGGGAAUGUUCCAAUCAUCCGCAUGUUUGGGGUGACUGACAGCGGGAACAGUGUGUGCUGCCACGUGCACGGCUUUGCCCCCUAUUUCUACAUCCCUGCCCCCAAUGGGUUCACCAGUGAUCACUUGAGUGAGUUCAAAAGGGAGCUUAACUCUGCUGUGCUGAAGGACAUGCGCUCCAACAAGGACAACAUAUCGGUCACUGUGCUGGCGGUGGACAUCACACGCAAAGAAAGUAUGUAUGGUUACCAUGGGAAACGGAUUGCGGACUUCCUGUGCAUCACUAUGGCAAUGCCUCGUCUGAUUGCCCCGGCGAAGAGGCUCCUGGAGCAGGGAUUUAAGUUUGGACCUUUCCCCAUUCAGAGCUUCUCUUCCUACGAGGCUAACAUCGACUUUGAGAUCAGGUUUAUGGUGGACAGCGAUGUGGUGGGUUGCUGCUGGAUUGAGCUGCCCAAAGGGAAGUACCGGGUGAGGGAGGAGAGGAUGUUGGGGGAGACGGACGCUCACCACCCAGGCAAGGUGUCUCUGUGUCAAUAUGAGGUUGAUGUGGGAUGGACCCAGCUGAUCAGUCACCCAGCAGAGGGAGAGUACCAGAGGAUCGCUCCUCUCAGGGUUCUCAGCUUUGACAUUGAGUGUGCUGGAAGAAAAGGGAUUUUUCCAGAGGCAGAGAAAGACCCAGUGAUCCAGAUCGCCUCCAUGGUGCAGCGACAGGGAGAGAAGGAACCCUUCAUCCGCACCGUCUUCACCCUCCAGUCCUGCUCCAGCAUCGUGGGCUCCCAGGUCCUGUGCUUCACUAAAGAGAGCCAGUUACUACAGAGCUGGGCUGAGUUUGUGAGGACAGUGGAUGCAGACAUCAUCACUGGGUACAACAUCCAGAACUUUGACCUUCCCUACCUGCUGAACAGAGCAGCUACCCUGAAGGUCAAACUGUUCCCCUACCUGGGCAGAGUACAGGGCAUCAAGUCAGUCCUGAGAGACUCCAGUUUCCAGAGCAAACAGAUGGGCCGCAGAGAGAACAAGAUCCUCAACAUGGAGGGACGAGUUCAGUUUGACCUGCUCCAGGUGCUGCUGAGGGACUACAAACUGCGCUCAUACACACUCAACGCCGUCAGCUUCCACUUCCUGCAAGAACAGAAGGAGGAUGUUCAGCAUUCUAUCAUCACAGAUCUGCAGAAUGGUAAUGAGCAGACCCGGAGGCGCCUGGCGGUGUACUGCCUGAAGGAUGCCUACCUGCCCCUGCGUCUGCUGCAGAAGCUGAUGUGUGUGAUCAACUACAUGGAGAUGGCCAGAGUCACCGGGGUUCCCCUCACCUACCUGCUCUCCAGAGGCCAGCAGAUCAAAGUGGUGUCCCAGCUACUGCGGCAGGCAAUGAAACAGGGGCUGGUCAUGCCAGUGGUGAAGCCUGAGGGAGGUGAAGACUACACUGGAGCUACAGUCAUUGAGCCAGAGAAAGGAUACUACAGUGUCCCCAUCGCCACCCUGGAUUUCUCCUCUCUGUAUCCCUCCAUCAUGAUGGCCCACAACCUCUGUUACACCACCCUGCUUCAGAAGGGCUCAGCGGAGAAGCUGGGUCUGACCCCAGAGGACUUCAUCAAGACUCCCACAGGAGACCUGUUUGUUAAGAGCUCGGUGAGGAAGGGACUUCUGCCUGAUAUCCUGGAGGACCUGCUCUCUGCCAGGAAGAAGGCCAAAGCGGAGCUGAAAAAGGAAACGGAUCCUUUCAAGAAACAGGUCCUUGACGGUCGACAGCUCGCUCUCAAAAUCAGCGCCAACUCCGUCUAUGGCUUUACAGGGGCUCAGGUGGGCAAGCUGCCCUGCCUUGAGAUCUCACAGAGUGUUACUGGGUUUGGCAGACAGAUGAUUGAGCAGACCAAACAGCUGGUGGAAUCCAAGUACACCAUCGCCAACGGUUACCAAGCCGAUGCCAAGGUCAUCUACGGGGACACGGACUCCGUCAUGGUCAAACUGGGCGUGGACACUGUGAGCAGGGCCAUGGAGGUUGGGAGGGAGGCGGCAGAGUGGGUCUCCUCCCACUUCACCCCUCCCAUCAAAUUGGAGUUUGAGAAGGUGUACUACCCCUAUCUGUUGAUCAACAAGAAGCGCUACGCAGGCCUCUACUUCUCCUCCAGCGCCGACACUCACGACAAGAUGGACUGCAAGGGUAUCGAGACGGUCCGCAGAGACAACUGUACCCUGGUGGCCAAUCUGAUCAACACCUGCCUGCAGACCAUUCUGAUAGACAGAGAUCCCCAGGGUGCGGUGGCCCACGCCAAAGAGGUGAUCUCUGACCUGCUGUGUAACCGCAUCGACAUCAGCCAGCUGGUUAUCACCAAGGAGCUGACCCGCACAGCCCAGGAGUACGCUGCCAAGCAGGCGCAUGUUGAGCUGGCCGAGAGGAUGAAGAAGAGAGACGCGGGUAGCGCCCCCCAACUGGGAGACAGAGUUCCCUAUGUCAUCAUCAAAGCUGCCAAAGGAGUAGCAGCAUACAUGAAGUCUGAGGAUCCAAUCUAUGUUCUGGAGAACAACAUUCCCAUUGACACCCAGUACUACCUGGAACAACAGCUCUCCAAGCCACUGCUCCGCAUCUUUGAGCCCAUCCUGGGAGAGAGCAAAGCGGAGAGCAUCUUACUGAAGGGGGAUCACACGCGCUGUAAGACAGUGUUGACCUCCAGGGUGGGGGGGCUCAUGGCCUUCGCCACCAAGAGGAGCGCCUGUAUCGGUUGCAGAGCAGUGCUGAAGGACGAUGCGGCUGUGUGUGAUUUCUGUAAGAAGAAGGAGUCGGAGCUGUACCAGAAAGAGAUCUUCCACUUAAGUACUCUGGAGGAGCGCUUCUCUCGCCUGUGGACACAGUGUCAACGCUGUCAGGGCUCUCUCCAUGAGGAUGUGCUCUGUACCAGCCGGGACUGUCCCAUAUUCUACAUGAGGAAGAAGGUGCAGAAAGAUCUGGAUGAUCAGGAGAAGCUGGUGUCUCGCUUUGGAUGGUGAGAGACAGAACCAACAGACUCCAUAUUCACCGGCUCCCCUCUCUCUCUCCCCACUCUUUCUCAGACUCUCUCCCUCUCCUUGAAAGGAUUUGUACUGUAUUUUCUUCUUGUAAGAAUUGUAAAUGUUACAUUUAGACCUUUUUCGUGAAUUAUGAAUCUAAAUAAAUGACAUCUUUUUGUAGAAA
This is a messenger RNA of Oncorhynchus nerka (sockeye salmon), 3610 nucleotides long. It is a transcript of the gene pold1, whose product is annotated as polymerase (DNA directed), delta 1, catalytic subunit. The record is from RefSeq and is a predicted model, not a curated record. Bases 109 to 3426 code for a protein of 1105 amino acids. Gene Ontology annotation, molecular function: DNA-directed DNA polymerase activity; DNA binding; nucleotide binding. Gene Ontology annotation, biological process: nucleotide-excision repair, DNA gap filling; DNA replication proofreading; base-excision repair, gap-filling. The transcript has 27 exons. NCBI's taxonomy places the organism in Eukaryota, Metazoa, Chordata, Actinopteri, Salmoniformes, Salmonidae. Gene Ontology annotation, cellular component: delta DNA polymerase complex.